AUGCAAAGCGUAGCGGCAUUCACCACCACCGCGACGCGAGCGACGUCGAGCGCGUUCGCCUCCGGGAGCACUCGUCGUACUAAUACGACGACGAAGAAUAAGAACACCAACAUCAUCCCCGGCGAGAAGAAAAUUUCAACGACGGCGCAAUUAAGAAGAAGCAGCAAAACAAAGACAAAGAUAACAAAGACGAAGAUCAUCAGAUCUAUGUCGCCAAUGCCAGACGCGGACGAAGACGAAGGUUCGGUCCUCGAUUUACCGGAAGAAUACGUCCGCGCGGUGCCUUCGAGACGCCCGGAUAUCUUCCCGGAUUUGCAGGAAAUCAAACAGCCGAUGCCGAACCCUUUACCGGGAGAUCCGGAAAUGCCGGACGAGGAGGAAGAGGAACAGGAAAGGAAAGAAAACCCGGGAGAACCCGGAGAGGACGAGGAGGAAGACGAGAACGGGGAGAAAAUCACGAAGAAAGAGAGAAAGAGGAGAGAGAAGGAAAGAGAGAACGAGGAGUAA
This is a messenger RNA of Bathycoccus prasinos, 507 nucleotides long. RefSeq lists its product with no specific name. The transcript has a single exon. Bases 1 to 507 code for a protein of 168 amino acids. NCBI's taxonomy places the organism in Eukaryota, Viridiplantae, Chlorophyta, Mamiellophyceae, Mamiellales, Bathycoccaceae. The record is from RefSeq and is a predicted model, not a curated record.